Molecule: messenger RNA, 2090 nt
Organism: Perca fluviatilis (European perch)
Lineage: Eukaryota; Metazoa; Chordata; Actinopteri; Perciformes; Percidae
Product: oocyte zinc finger protein XlCOF6.1-like
Exons: 2
Coding region: 109-1428 (439 amino acids)
Biological process (GO): regulation of transcription by RNA polymerase II
Cellular component (GO): nucleus
Molecular function (GO): DNA-binding transcription factor activity, RNA polymerase II-specific; RNA polymerase II cis-regulatory region sequence-specific DNA binding
Source: RefSeq, a predicted model, not a curated record
UGCCCCGGAAGCUUAACUCUGGUAAGAUGGCAUCCAGCAGACGUAGUCGCGUUUGAUGGAGAACAAACUGGUUUUGACGGAGUUUGUGUGGAGAAACAAGUUUAAAAAAUGUCUAAAGUGCAAAUGCUGAGAGCGUUUGUAAACCAGCGACUAACCGCGGCUGCUGAAGAGAUAUUUGGGCUGUUUGAAAGAACGAUAGCAGAGUACGAGGAGGAGCUUUGUCGUUCGAAAGAGGAGAACGAGCGAGAACGGAAACGACUGGAUGCGAUUUUCAACACUCACAGAGCAGAGAUAAGUAAAGAAGAGCUUCCCCCUGAGCAACAGGAGUGGAGCUCCAACCUGGACCAAGAGGACCCAGAGACCCCCCCACACAUUAAAGAGGAACAGGAGGAACUCUGGACCAGACAGGAUGUAGAGGAACUUGAAGGGCCGGAGGAGGCUGAUAUCACCAAGUUCCUAUUCACUCCUGUUCUUGUGAAGAGUGAAGAUGAUGAAGAGAAACCUCAGUCAUUACAGCUUCGUCAAAGACAAACUGAAAAGAUGAAAACAGAAUCUGAUGGGGAGGACUGUAGAGGACAAGAACCAGCGAGGGACUCCGAUGCAGAUACAUAUCCAGAACCCGAUGCUGUUGACAAGACCAAAGACUCUUCUGAACCUGAGACUGAAGAUGACGAUGAUUGGAAGGAGACCAGAGAACCUCAGUCAGGUUUAAGCUCUUUGACAAGUGCUGUCGAGCAACCAUUUCGCUGCUCCGAGUGUGGAAGAGGAUUUGGCAAAAGUGGAAAUCUGAAGAGACACAUGACAUCUCAUACAGGAGAAAAACCUUUCAACUGCUCAGUUUGUGGCGAAGGGUUCGGACAGAAGGUACAGCUGACACAACACAUGGCACAUCACACCGGAGAAAGGCCCUUCAGCUGCUCAGUCUGUAAGAAAUCUUUUGUACAGAGUGGAUAUAUACAGAGACACAUGAGGAUGCACACCGGAGAGAAACCUUUCAGCUGCUCAGUUUGUGAUAAAAGAUAUUUUCGCAAGGAAGGUCUGGAGACACACAUGAGAACUCAUACAGGAGAAAGGCCUUUCAGCUGCUCAGUCUGUCAGAAAUCGUUUACACAGACAGGGAAUUUACAGAAACACAUGAGAAUCCACACAGGAGAGAAACCUUUCAAUUGCUCAGUUUGUGGUAAAACAUUCAGCACCAAGGCGCAACUGACACAGCACACAAUGACACACACAGGAGAAAAACCUUUCAGCUGCUCAGUGUGUGGCAAAACAUUCAGCCAGAAGUCGGUAUUGCGGUUGCAUAUUAAUAUUCAUACAGGAGAGAAACCGUUUUGUUGCUCAGGUUGUGGUAAAGGAUUCUACCGCAAGGAAACCCUGGUUCGUCACGCGAGAACCCACACAGAGCAGAUACCGUUCAGCUGCAGCUGAUGGAGAGGACUGUGGAGGACCAGAACCAGCCAGCAACUCAGAUCCAGAUCGACAUUUACAGCCUGAUACUGUUGAUAAGACUCAAGACUUUUCUAGGGUUCCCAUUGUCAGGAAAAAAAACUGGAGAAGUAAGGUUUUGGAAAACUGACAUUUUGUUGUUUAAUAAAAUUGUUAAAGUAAUUUUCUGUGGAUAACCUACCAAUGUAAUAUAAUAGCAAAUUUAUUUUCUGUAGCUGUUGACAUAUAUAUAUAUAUAUAUAUAUACGUAUACAUAUAUAUAUAUAUAUAUACGUAUACGUAUACACACAUACGCACGCACACACACACACUUCUGCAUAUGAAUGCAGAAUCUGUAGGCAGCGGGACACAAUUUUGGUAUUGGAAGCAUUUUUUUCGUUUGUAGUCAGAGUAUGACCAGUUAUGUUUGUGCAGGCUUUGGAUGCAUGCAGGCAAACAGUCCAUUUGGAGAGCUAAAGAGCACAUUGGCCAAAAAGCAUUUUUUAAUCAUUUCUCAGUGGGAGCGAUUUAAAAAAAGAACAUUGCAAUGGUGAAUAAUUGUUCAGUUUCUUUUGCUGUUGUAGGCUCAUUCGUGUACGAGCAUGCAUGUUAACCGCACCCUCCCAGUCCCCAACAAUAAUACAAAUACAAAUACUGCCAUCAUA